This is a messenger RNA of Nannospalax galili (Upper Galilee mountains blind mole rat), 706 nucleotides long. Its product is annotated as dedicator of cytokinesis protein 2. NCBI's taxonomy places the organism in Eukaryota, Metazoa, Chordata, Mammalia, Rodentia, Spalacidae. The coding region runs from base 6 to 404 and encodes 132 amino acids. Gene Ontology annotation, molecular function: small GTPase binding; guanyl-nucleotide exchange factor activity. Gene Ontology annotation, biological process: small GTPase-mediated signal transduction; cell migration. The transcript has 3 exons. Gene Ontology annotation, cellular component: plasma membrane; cytoplasm. The record is from RefSeq and is a predicted model, not a curated record.
UUUGGAUGACCAUGAAGAUGCUAGUGGGUGACAUCAUUCAAAUCCGCAAAGACUAUCCACACCUAGUGGGCAGGACCACUGUGGUGGCCAGGAAGCUGGGCUUCCCAGAGAUCAUCAUGCCAGGGGAUGUCAGGAACGACAUCUACAUCACUCUCUUACAAGGUGACUUUGACAAGUAUAACAAGACCACGCAGAGGAAUGUGGAAGUGAUCUUGUGUGUGUGCGCAGAGGAUGGCAAAGUACUACCCAAUGCGGUUUGUGUGGGAGCUGGGGACAAGCCCAUGAACGAGUAUCGCUCUGUUGUGUAUUAUCAAGUCAAACAACCUCGCUGGAUGGAGACGGUCAAGGUAAUAACGAUAGUAACAUUAAAAACAGCAGCAAACGUGUGUCUAGUUUUGCAUUAAACCAGACACUGUUUUAAAUGUUUUAUUUAAGUAAUUCAUUUACUGCUUACAACCACCCUGCAAGCUUGCUUUAUAUUUCCCUCAUUUUUCAGAUAAGGAAACUGGCACAGAGCAAGUGAGCAGCUUUCUCACAAUCCCACUGCCACUGUGUGUCUGAGCUGAGGUUGGAACCUCAACCAUGCUCUGGGUUUGUGCUCUUGUCUGCUAGCAGAGGGGCCAGGAGGUGCACUGGAGCUGUUGACAGUCCCCUUCCUUUUUAAGACCUCCAGAGUGCUGGUGGUUUAGUGAACAGCUCUAGUGUU